Messenger RNA from Pseudophryne corroboree (corroboree frog), 1938 nucleotides. It is a transcript of the gene SLC35A3, whose product is annotated as solute carrier family 35 member A3. The transcript is spliced from 8 exons. Bases 230 to 1210 code for a protein of 326 amino acids. Gene Ontology annotation, biological process: pyrimidine nucleotide-sugar transmembrane transport. Gene Ontology annotation, cellular component: Golgi membrane. Gene Ontology annotation, molecular function: UDP-galactose transmembrane transporter activity. The record is from RefSeq and is a predicted model, not a curated record. Lineage: Eukaryota; Metazoa; Chordata; Amphibia; Anura; Myobatrachidae.
UUCAUCAUGACUGUACCUGUAACGUGAGGCGGUUAUACUUAUAGCAUGGUGGGCGGGGUUACAACCAUUAUGGGCGGGUCUUUCUCUGUGAAGACUUCUUCUCUAGGCGCAAUGGAGAGAGGAGGCGGGGCCGGAUCCCGGAAGUGUUGUGUGUAUGUGUCAGGCUAAGCCAGCCAAGGCAGUGAGCUGAGAGUGUCAUCCAAGCUACUGAAAGUCACAAGAAACCACAAUGGCCACCCACCUGAAGUACAUCUCUUUAGGGAUCCUAGUGUUUCAGACCACCAGUUUAGUUCUCACCAUGCGCUACUCUCGCACCCUGAAGGAGGAGGGGCCAAGAUACUUAUCUUCAACUGCUGUAGUGGCUGCAGAGGUGCUUAAAAUUCUAGCCUGCAUCCUUCUGGUAUAUAAAGAAAGCAGUUGUAGUCUACGAGCCUUGAACCGAGUCCUUAAUGAUGAAAUAAUUAAUAAACCAAUGGAAACACUAAAGCUUGCCAUACCUUCUGGGAUCUACACCCUACAGAAUAACCUCCUGUAUGUUGCACUGUCCAACCUUGAUGCAGCCACCUACCAGGUCACAUAUCAACUCAAAAUCCUCACUACUGCGCUAUUUUCCGUCUCAAUGCUUCAAAAAAAACUUACAAGAUUUCAGUGGCUUUCUUUAGUAAUCCUUAUGGCCGGUGUAACGCUUGUUCAGUGGCCCACGGAUUCCCCCAGUUCACCAUCGAAGGAAGUAUCCGCAGGCUCUCGCUUUGUAGGGCUAAUGGCUGUCCUCACUGCCUGCUUCUCCAGUGGUUUUGCCGGUGUCUACUUCGAAAAGAUUCUUAAAGAAACAAAGCAGUCGGUGUGGAUUAGGAAUAUACAACUUGGUUUCUUUGGUGGCAUAUUUGGUCUCAUGGGAGUCUUCGUUUAUGAUGGAGAGCAGGUUUCCAAGGAAGGAUUCUUUCAAGGAUACAAUAAUCUGACCUGGAUAGUUGUGGCACUUCAGGCUCUUGGUGGAUUGGUCAUUGCUGCUGUAAUUAAAUAUGCUGAUAAUAUCCUAAAAGGCUUCGCCACCUCUCUCUCCAUCAUUCUGUCAACACUAAUCUCCUACUUUUGGCUACAGGACUUUGUCCCUACCAGUGUGUUUUUCAUUGGGGCGAUAUUUGUGAUUUCGGCUACUUUCCUCUAUGGCUACGACCCUAAACAGUCUACAAACCCUAUUAAAGCAUGAUGUCUGGAGUACAGGGAAGUAUUUCUCCAGAGUGCAGCCAUGCUACUCCAAAGACGGCCCGGGACUCCUGAGUGGAGGAGGAAUGAAGCCAGAAAUGCCGUGUAUGGAGAGCGUCGACACCGCAGGAUAAGGCACUGCUGCUCCCUUUUUUCGUGUGUGUGACUGAUCCUAGUUUACGAUAAAAGAAAAUUUCUAUAAUAUGUGAAUACUUGAACUGGGAAGCAUUGAUUUAUAUUUUCAGGGUUGCUGCACAGAACUCUCCUGAUCAGAUAUGAUGCAGUGUUUUUUUUCUAUGGAAUAUCUAAACUAUUGCAAAUGGAUUUUUAAUUUGGUGGUUCUUGGGCUUGGAUUUGGGGAUUUAGCCACCAUGCGUCUGACCGCCGAUUAAUUCAAAGGGGCAGCUUCAAAGAGAUGGAAAAUGCUCUUUUCCCAUUUUUUACCGAAGAGACAAAACAAUACUAUAGGAUGUGUUUUGUAUAUAUUUGAAUGUCUCAUGGUCUUUGCGGGUGGGAAUGUCUACAUUGUACAGACUAUUAUAAGGGUAAUUAAAUUCAUUUUUACCAAAUUUGUGUUUAAAUCUAUUAUGUCAUUAGCGAUUGCUCUGUCCUCAGGGAAAAACACUUUAAAAGUCUUCCUGCUAGCCACACACAAUGGUGGCAUCCACUUUGUGGUUUGGACCAAUAUUUGUGAAACUGCAAUUUGUCAAUAAACUAUGAGCAGUGACAUCA